This is a messenger RNA of Trichoderma virens Gv29-8, 2094 nucleotides long. RefSeq lists its product as uncharacterized. Gene Ontology annotation, biological process: maintenance of protein localization in endoplasmic reticulum. The record is from RefSeq and is a predicted model, not a curated record. Gene Ontology annotation, cellular component: endoplasmic reticulum membrane. The annotation marks the transcript as partial. NCBI's taxonomy places the organism in Eukaryota, Fungi, Ascomycota, Sordariomycetes, Hypocreales, Hypocreaceae. The transcript has 2 exons.
CCACCAUCUCCGAUUCCACCCAUUAUACCGCUUCCUCCAAUGUCAAUUCCUACUCAUCUUCAGCUGGAAUUAGCCCAGCAACGCCCCAGCCCUCUCUAUAUUCACCAAUCCUACACAAACGACGUUCCAUACGAGUCCCACGCCGUCAAGUUUGAGCGUCUCAAGAAUGUCCUGUUGAUCCCCCCAUUCCUGGAGCGCACGCUCUACUUUGGUGCGCUUGCCUGUCUGGACGCCUGGCUGCACACAUUCACUAUCCUUCCCAUCAGGUUCACCAUGGCCCUCGCUGUGCUAGUGCGGUGGUGGAUCUACGUCAUCUUCAAGGAGGUCAAGUGGCUGGUUGGCUUCGUCUGGUACGGCCUCGGCCGGCUGUGGAGACGAGCGCGAGCGGUUCGGGGCCGCAGGAUUAGUGACGCCUCCGACAGCGGCCGAUCGCGUAGCUGUAGCAGGGCUAGCGAGGUCUCUGUCGACGGCAUGUCGCCCGGCAUACGGCAGCGCCCGAACGGUGUCCGGGCAGACUCGCGCGUCCGCAGCGGCGACACUCCCACGCCCAAGACGACGUCGCUUCCGGCACGGCGUCCGGGGCCCAAGUCCGGCUCGUUCCGCCAUCGACGGACAAAGUCGAUGCCGUCCAACCUCUCGUCGUUCCACAAGGCCGAUCUCCUGCAGGGCGCCGUCAUCAUAUGCAGCUCGCUCGUGCUGAUGAAGCUCGACGCCAGCAGGAUGUACCAUCUUAUCCGAGCACAGUCGGCCAUUAAGCUGUACGUCGUCUACAACAUCUUGGAGGUCGGAGACAAGCUGCUGUCGGCCCUGGGCCAGGACAUUCUCGAGUGUCUGUUCAGCUCCGAGACGCUGUCGCGCAAUUCGUCAGGCCGCUCCAAGGUUCUCUUGCCCCUGGGAAUGUUUGUUCUCGCCCUAAUAUACUGCGUCCUCCACUCCAUCGCCUUGUACUAUCAAGUCAUCACCCUCAACGUCGCCGUCAACUCCUACUCCAACGCCCUUCUCACUCUCCUCUUAUCCAAUCAGUUUGUCGAAAUCAAAAGCACCGUCUUCAAGCGUUUCGAAAAGGACAGCCUGUUCCAGCUGACCUGCGCCGACAUUGUAGAGCGCUUCCAGCUCUGGAUCAUGCUCCUCAUCAUCGGCAUGCGCAACAUUGUCGAGGUCGGCGGCCUGUCCGUGCCGGGAGCCGGUAUGAACGACGCUCCCACCAACGCAGCGCCUGUCCAUUCGCCUAGUAUCCUCCCUCAUAGCUUCACCGUCUUGCCGUCCUGGGUCAUGUCGGGAGAGGUCCUGUCGCCGUUUCUCAUUGUCGUGGGCAGCGAGAUGCUGGUAGAUAGCAUCAAGCAUGCGUACGUGACAAAGUUUAACAACAUGAAGCCCAAGUUUUACAGCAGGAUCCUCGACAUCUUGUGCAAGGACUACUACACCAAUGCCUUUACAGCUCCCUCCCUCACCAGGCGUCUCGGCCUCGCCGUCAUCCCCCUAUCCUGCCUCUUCAUUCGCGCCUCCAUCCAGACAUACCACAUGCUCCUAUCCGCCCACAUCCCCAUGCCUCUCCCCAUAUCCACACAGACCUCCCUCACAAAGGCCUCCGCAACGCCCUCUUCGCCCGCUAUGAUCGCCGCUCUCAACCGCUUCGACUCCCUCAUUCGCGACUCCCUCGGUCGCGCCACAUACGGCUACCCCUACGACCACCCCCUCAACUCACGCCCCUGGUACAAAUGGACCUCUGACGACGCCAUUGCCGCCAUCACAAUGGUCGUCGUCUUCUUCAUCAUCUUCCUCGUCCUCCUUAUCCUCAAGCUCCUUUUAGGCAUGAUCCUUCUCAAGUACGCGCGCAAUCGCUACGCAAAAAUGAAGCACAAGGAAGCCCUUGUCGCCGCAGGCAAAGCCGAAAUAGACAACUACAAGGCCAACGGUGUGCGCGUCGGCGGCUUUGGGGAGGUCGAAGUCACGGAGGACAAGAGGCGCUGGAUCAACGCCGAUUCCGCCGAGGGCUUGAAGAAGAAGAAGAAGGAUGAUAAAAAGCCUACUGCUGCUGAGGGAGAUUACAAUGGCGUGUUUCGAUACGAUAUGGUGGAAAAGAGGAUUUGGUAA